Molecule: messenger RNA, 2546 nt
Organism: Exophiala dermatitidis NIH/UT8656
Lineage: Eukaryota; Fungi; Ascomycota; Eurotiomycetes; Chaetothyriales; Herpotrichiellaceae
Exons: 1
Coding region: 251-1954 (567 amino acids)
Source: RefSeq, a predicted model, not a curated record
ACUCCAUUCACACCUCAUCGUCUCUCCACCUUCUUUGUUCGAUGCAGUGCCGUCCAUGUCCUCCUUUACUCUGUCACUUCAUCACUAGGACAAUCUCUUACUUCACUCCGUGUGUAUCACAGUCAUUCGCUUGAACCAAUAUUAUCAUAUUGUCCGUGGUGCUGCAGGUCAACCAUCCCGUAAUCUUAUAUCAAUAUCAGCCUUGCCAGUCUGCUUAUCCUCCGGCCUCGAUACUACUCAUACUUCGUUCAUGGCUUCUCCCGCCCUCCAUCCCAUGCGACCAUCUGGCUGGAUUGAUCCACGUCGGCCAGCGGAAUAUCCCAUCGUCGUUGGAGAAAGCGUUAAAGCGAAUGGAGCAGGCAGAUCCAGCAAGUCUCUUGUCACUGUCCGAUACAACUGGCAACCCAAGUCCGGAUUUGGGCCACGCGACAGCAAGCUGACCAAAAGCGGUGACGACUAUCAACUGACUAUCCGGGACGAAGAUUCCGGCAAUGACGAAGAAUACCAGUAUAGUGGGGCAAUUUCUUCAUCUACUGGGAGAACAGGGGAGGACCAGACAAGCUCACUGGCGCUGAUUUACGACCCGGCAAAGUCAUGCUUUGUUUUGGAAACCAUAUCGGCAUCCCUCGACUUAAACUUGAAACGUGGGGCUUCACACUCAACCAAGGACGCCCGUGAGCUUCCUCAGCUACCAAUAAAGCAAUCAUCAAGUACUGCAACCGCCCAACCGAACGGGGACGGGGGCACUUCACCCGCGCCGGACGACGAGACUCCCGACACCGACAACCCAUAUGACUACCGGCACUUCCUCGCCGAAGCACGAGAAAAUGUUGAGAAAUCGGCCCUUGCACCUGGCAGUCGAACGCCUUUGACCGGAGUUUCUACGCCUGUACCUGGAGGAAGCCGGUUCUCAGCAACCACCCCACAAUUCAGACCGACACCCGUACCAAGCACAAGCAAAGCAACGCCACAAAAGACGAAGAAGCAAACAGAAACAUUGAAAACUCGCCCAACCAGCCGGACGGCGACACCUACAAUUGCUGGAAAACCGACGGCCCAAUCGAAGCGCGACAGCCCGAACAAACCAUCAUCGUCGAGCAAAGCGUUGAGUAAAGCCCGAAUUACCGAUUCCGACGAGGAAGACGAAGCCGAAGCAGACGAGAGCAUUAUCGACGUCGCGCGACCGAGUGCCAAAUCGUCAUCAUCGUUCAGCCACCUCGGCUCAAGACCGAGCGCGAGCGCCAGAAGAGGACAUACACGCAACAUAUCCGCCAACAUCGGCAGUUCGCCACACAUCAUCAUCAACGACGACGAUGGCGGUCUCGAGAUCGACAUGGGCAGUCCGCCGCCCGAAGACCGACCCAGCCGUCGUGGAAGAGUCGAUCCCGAGAUGUUCCGCAGCCACACCGGCACACCGAUCGGAGGCAUGAGCAGCAACAGCAACCACGCAGCAGGGAACUCAAGACCAAUGUCGCAGGCUCGUCCCUCGGCUGAUGAGACUCACAAUCAUGGCCGUGGCCGCAAGGACCGAGACCGAGACCGAGAUGUCACGAUGAAAGAUAUCGAGGCCGGAACAACGGACGAAGACGGCGAUGUGGAAGAGUUCGAGCUAGGCAGCCCGAGGGACAAGCUGCUCAGUGUGCCCAACAGUGGCGAUGUCUCCCAAAUAGAUGGCGAUGACGACGACACCGAUGGUCAACGCGACGGUCGUCAUCAGGAUCAAACGACGCACAGUCACAGUCACAGUCAGCAUCAACAAGGACAUGCCGCAACAUCAACGGCGCAUCAUGACGAUGAUGAAGACGAUGAAGAUCUGCUCGCUGCAGCACUGGAGGCCGCGCUGGAAGAAGAGGAUCAGGCUGCUACUCCUGCCGCUGCGACUUCAGCUGCUGUUGGAUUGGGCAUUGGCAUGGCCACACAGGAUGACGAGAGCGAGGUGAGCGAAGAGGAGUAGUAGUACUGCCUCUCCUCUCCUUUGGGUAUCCAUGGUGCCUUUGCUGCUUGUCUACCGAACGGAAGCAUCUACUCUCCGCGUACCUCAAGGAGGGAUGGUGCAUACCACGUAUUGGAAAUGUGAUCAGAUCUGAUGCCUAGAUAUGAGAGACAGGUGUGAGAGAAACGUGGUUGGCGGAUCUUCAAGAAUGCUACCAUAGAUCUAGAGGUACUACUACCGACAUGAUCAGGCCGAGUCAUAAUUCAACAACACUCGAUGUACGAUAUGUAUUCUUUCAUCUACAUCAUUUAGAUGACUUGUUUCCAAUCUCAAUCCUGCAUUGGUAUCAAUCCAUUACCUUUCAGCGGACGGCAUGCCAGUGCACCAGGCAAGUCGAUCAGCAAGAAGCCGGCGAUAGAUACCUUUGACAGCCUUGCCAUGGUUUCUACCUAGGUAAUAUUACCUCCCUUGCAGCAACUGCUCAUGUUGUACAUAGGCUUCGAAUAACAGGCUUUCACCGCUGACAUUGGUGCGCAUCACAACUAGUACUAGUGAGAUACCUCACGUAGAACGGAUUGGUACACACGUCAUCUAAUGAAUAUUCUUAUUUUCG